Messenger RNA from Caenorhabditis elegans, 1535 nucleotides. RefSeq names its product Solute carrier family 35 member F5. Gene Ontology annotation, cellular component: membrane. Lineage: Eukaryota; Metazoa; Nematoda; Chromadorea; Rhabditida; Rhabditidae. The record is from RefSeq and is marked reviewed.
AUUUUCUGUGGAGUUGAAAGCAAAAUUGUUGGAUUUUUAAUUGAAAAAAGGCCGUCUGAGUCGAUUGGAUGAGCGCUACGAAUCGCGAAUCAACCGGAUGUCUUGACAGUAAAACUGUUGGAAUUUGCCUUCUUCUAAUUGUCAAUGUUUUAUGGGUCCUUUCAUCAGAACUCACGAGGUUUAUAUUCGUCGACGAAGAGUUCCGGAGGCCAUUCUUCACUGUAUAUGUAAAAUCAUGCACAUUAAUAAUUUAUAUGAUACGAUAUUUAUUCUUUGAAGCGAAAGAUGAUCAUAAUUCCUACAAAAUUCUAAUUACUGAAAAUAGCAUCGAUUCUGAAAAUUAUGAAAUCAGCUGUGAAUCGUUGGCGCUUGAAGGCUAUGAAUCAGUUACCGAUGUGGAUUCUGAUGUAGAAUCAGUGAUUGUAGACGGAGAGAAAAGGCAAAGAAAAAUACGAUUUGCGGAGAGAAGAGAGAUUCGUCGAAUGCCUGCAUCAAAUGCAGAAGAUCAACGAAAAGCUCGUCUACCAUAUCGUCACCCAACUAUCGAAUGUCAAUUGUAUUUAUCACGACAUGUCAAAUAUACUCUGUUCUUUUUUGCUCCAUUGUGGUUGCUCUGCUCGUUCACAUAUCAAGCAGCAUUGGCGUUCACGUCUGUCUCCAGUCUCAAUCUCGUUUCCAGUUCAUCGUCUGUCUUUGUUUUAGCCUUCGCCAUAUGCUUUCCUAGUACUAACAAUCGGUUUUCGGCGUAUAAGUGUCUCCUAGUGGCCAUCAACAUUGCCGGUGUUCUUAUCGUUUCUCAUUAUAUUCCAUCAUUUCUUGGAGCACUUUUUGCUCAGAUGUCUGCUCUUGCUUAUGCAGUUUAUCUUUUUGCAUUUGGCCAUUUUGAGGAAAAAUAUGGAAAACUGGAUAUUAAUUUGAUGUUUGGAGCAAUCGGAGUCAUCGCUUUGGUUCUUGGAACACCUACAUUAAAUUUGUUGGAUAGAUUUGGUGUAGAACCAUUACAUCCACUUCCAAAUGCUACACAGUUCUCGUCAAUUUUAUUUUCUGCGCUCAUUGGAACAAUUGUCGCUGAUUACCUUUGGCUUCUUGCCGCUGGAAUGUGUGAUUCUCUCACCACCUGCCUAUCAAUGACUGUAAGCAUUCCUCUGUCAUUCCUCGCCGAUACAGUGAUUCGAAGCAAAGCUCCAACACUGGCACAAGUUAUUGCAUCGAUUCCGAUCCUCGUGGCAUUCGUUGGCGCUGCAUAUGCACAAAAUCCGUCAACUUCAAUACGAAAAGGGCUUUCAAAACGAGUACGAAAAGUGGAAUCAUUAUCGCCGGACAAUGAACAUCUUAUGGAUAGUCUAUCGGACGAGUAGCAUCUCUCUUAGAAACAUUGUUUAAACUCUCUCAGAAUCUCUAUUUUCUCUUGUUCUACUGGUCGCUUUAUAGGCAUUCGAAGGUUGUGACACACUCCCCUCUGAUCAACUAGUCAUAUUUAAUUUUUUUUGCACUGUAUUAAAUUCGGGAAAAAUAAAUGUUUGAAGAAAUAUCGU